AUGGCCUCCACCAAUACAUUGAUGAGCUGUGGCAUUGCCACUGCUUUCCCUUCACUCCUAUCAUCUUCAAAGUCCAAAUUUGCCUCUUCAAUUCCACUUCCUAGUGUCAAUGGCACCUCUCGUGUCACCAUGUCAGCUGACUGGAUGCCUGGCCAGCCUCGUCCACCUUACCUUGAUGGCUCAGCCCCAGGUGACUUUGGGUUCGACCCACUUAGACUGGGUGAGGUCCCUGAGAAUCUCGAGAGAUUCAAGGAGUCUGAGCUCAUUCACUGCAGAUGGGCUAUGCUUGCUGUUCCUGGAAUCCUAAUACCAGAGGCCUUAGGUCUGGGCAACUGGGUGAAAGCUCAAGAGUGGGCUGCAACCCCAGGUGGCCAAGCUACUUAUUUGGGCCAACCAGUUCCAUGGGGGACCCUCCCUACCGUCUUGGCCAUUGAAUUCGUUGCCAUCGCCUUUGUGGAGCACCAACGUAGCAUGGAGAAAGACCCAGAGAAGAAGAAGUACCCUGGCGGUGCUUUUGAUCCUCUGGGCUACUCCAAGGACCCUAAGAAGUUCGAGGAAUACAAAGUCAAAGAAAUUAAAAAUGGUCGUCUAGCACUGUUGGCAUUUGUUGGGUUCUGUGUGCAGCAGUCAGCUUACCCUGGCACUGGACCAUUGGAGAACUUGGCAACUCACUUGGCUGACCCAUGGCACAACAACAUUGGGGACAUUAUCGUCCCUAGAACGCUUUCGCCUUGAAAAAUCAAAUCUUGCUUCGAGUAUCUACUGUAAAUUCCAUGUAACCAUGAAAUGCUGUGAAAUUUAUUGCUCUAUAGGCCAUGCCUCUAUGAUCAACAGUGGGAUUUGUUUUAGUUGUUGUUCAGAAUUCUGUAAAUCCUCAUCACCGGACAGAACCCCUGAUGUGUUGUCGGCCGAGUGAUAAAUAGGUUUGCUAUCAAUGUUGUUACUAUCGCGAGAUAGAAUAAAAGAAAAGAUAAAAAAUAAUUUUUUUAAUAAA
Populus nigra (black poplar) is the source of this 994-nucleotide messenger RNA. Its product is annotated as chlorophyll a-b binding protein 6, chloroplastic. Gene Ontology annotation, biological process: photosynthesis, light harvesting in photosystem I; response to light stimulus. The record is from RefSeq and is a predicted model, not a curated record. Gene Ontology annotation, cellular component: membrane. Bases 1 to 735 code for a protein of 244 amino acids. The transcript is spliced from 4 exons. Lineage: Eukaryota; Viridiplantae; Streptophyta; Magnoliopsida; Malpighiales; Salicaceae.